UUUUUUCUCUCUCCUCCUACCCGGCCCUGCUCGCUUCCUUCCCCCGCGCCGCGCUCGGAGCAGGCAGGAAGGGAGGCGGCGGGAUGGAGCCGCUGCCCGCCGGGAUGCGUUAGUGCCCGGACACCCCGGCCUGGGCCCCGCCGGGACGCGAUAAAGCCAAUACACCCGAGUAUCUCUCUGCAAUGGCCUCAGGGAAUGAUGGUGACCCGCUGAGGGACCGGGGACGCCGGGGAAGCAACAGGCACAGGCCAUCACAGGAGCUCAACUCAGAGGACCGGGUGGCGGAGGAGACGGAGGAGGUGUUCCGGAGCUAUGCCUUCUACCGCUACCAGCAGGAGAGAGAGGAGCGAGGGGAGGAGGUGCCCAUGGACCCAGAGAUCGUGGAGAUCCAGCAGGAGCUGGGCAGCACCGGGAGCCUGGUGGGACGGCGCUUGGCCAUCAUCGGCGACGACAUCAAUGAGCGGUACGACGCGGAGUUCCGCUACCUGCUGAAGUCCCUGCAGCCCACCAAAGAGAACGCCUAUGAGUACUUCACCCGAAUAGCCUCCAGCUUGUUCGAGAGCGGCAUUAACUGGGGCCGGGUGAUCGCGCUGCUGGGCUUUGGCUACCGCAUGGCCAUCCAUGUCUACCAGCACGGCAGGACCGGCUUCCUCCGCUGGAUCGCCCGCUGCGUCGUGGAGUUCAUGCUCCGGAACCGCAUCGCCCAGUGGAUCGCCCAGCAGGGAGGAUGGGCGGCUGCACUCGAUCUGGACAAUGUUUACAUGAAGUACAUGCUGGUGGUGGUGGCCCUGGUCAUGGUGGGACAUUUAGUGGUACGACGCUUCUUCAAGCCCUAACCGAGGUGGUGGCAGAGGCUGGGAGGGUCCAGCCAAGCUCUCUCAAAUCUCUGCUCUGCGUUGGUGUUUCCCAAGAGAGGGGGGAUUUGAGGAACCUCCAAGAGAGAGCAGCUUGGACCUGUGACCCACCACAGGGCCCAGGGUCUCUGCCAUCCAUGCAGACACCACCAGGAGCUAUGGAGAGAAGUGGAGGGAGGGAGGGAAGGUUCAACUCUGUUGGCUGUUUCGUGCCUCGCUUAGCUGCUGUGGACAGAGCAUCGCUGUGGCGUUCCCAGCGUGUGGCAGUGAGGCAGAGCAGGCUCCUCCGGAGUCAGGAGUCUGGAGGAACAAAUGUGUUAUGAUGAUGCCCAUGCGUGGGUCCCCGUCUACUCCUUGAGGCAGGCGUGGAGCCCCCUGUUUGCUGAUGGCUCUCCUCAAGCCCAUGCCUUUGAAGAGGGAUUGCAGCCUUCGUUGCUGCAAUCUGUAAGGCACCAGAGACGCAAGCCAGCAUGAGCUCAUGUGGGGCUUGCUUUCAUCUUCCCUCUGUUCCUGAGCCCAAGUACUUGAGCCUUCCCUUUCAACAAGCAUCCCUACCCCUUUUAAGGGAUCGCACUGCUUGCCUGCUCCGACAAUCCAUGGCAACCUCUGGCAGUGCUGGCAGGCAGGAUUUCCUUGACAACGCCUGACCCUGGAGACCUGCUGCUCUCCCAUGGCUGAUAUGGGUGCUGGGUGCAGCCCUCCAUGAGUUCAGACCUGGGGAGCACCAGCAGGUUUCCAAACACUAAAGGCUGUGGGGUGGCUGAUGGUUGGUGUGGGCAGGCUGCCUGCCUCCUCUCCCAUUGUGCUUCCACUUGGUAGCUUCAGAUGCUGGCAAGUGAGCAGCCCAACUGUGACCAGUUGGUCUCCCUUGUUCUCAAUGGUAGCCCUGAAGGUGCAUCCUCCCCCCAGAGCAGCUCUUUACCUCCUGAGCUCAGCUGGGCAGGAUGGUGCAGACAUGUCCUGGUUAAGCCCAGGGCUGUGGUGCUUUAUAGCUGCCUUUUCUGGGCACAGCAUCUUUGGGAAGUGCCUUGACCUUGUUCCGUUCAUGACUAAUGGUUAAGCAUGACUUUGGGGGGGGUGGUACAGAAGCAGGAUCCACUCUCCCACCUUAAAUCUUUCUGACUUUUGCAAAAUAGGGAGAGUA
This is a messenger RNA of Strigops habroptila (Kakapo), 1998 nucleotides long. RefSeq names its product BCL2 antagonist/killer 1 (gene BAK1). Lineage: Eukaryota; Metazoa; Chordata; Aves; Psittaciformes; Psittacidae. Gene Ontology annotation, biological process: intrinsic apoptotic signaling pathway in response to DNA damage; extrinsic apoptotic signaling pathway in absence of ligand; regulation of apoptotic process. The record is from RefSeq and is a predicted model, not a curated record. The transcript is spliced from 6 exons. Gene Ontology annotation, cellular component: mitochondrial outer membrane. Gene Ontology annotation, molecular function: protein homodimerization activity; protein heterodimerization activity. The coding region runs from base 183 to 836 and encodes 217 amino acids.